Molecule: messenger RNA, 192 nt
Organism: Penicillium concentricum
Lineage: Eukaryota; Fungi; Ascomycota; Eurotiomycetes; Eurotiales; Aspergillaceae
Exons: 2
Coding region: 1-192 (63 amino acids)
Source: RefSeq, a predicted model, not a curated record
AUGGAACGGAAUUUCUUCCUCGGGAGGCAUCCUAUCAACAAAGCUUGGCCACUUUGCGACCGGCUUAUAGGUUUUGUCAAUGUAGAAAAAGAGAAAAACCAAAAAGAAAACUCCGAUAGGGGGAAUCGAACCCCCGGCUGCCGUGUGAGAGACGGCGAUGUUAGCCACUACACCAUAUCGGAUAUUGGAUGA